Molecule: messenger RNA, 1318 nt
Organism: Seriola dumerili (greater amberjack)
Lineage: Eukaryota; Metazoa; Chordata; Actinopteri; Carangiformes; Carangidae
Gene: hmx1
Product: homeobox protein HMX1-like
Exons: 2
Coding region: 159-1082 (307 amino acids)
Biological process (GO): regulation of transcription by RNA polymerase II; negative regulation of DNA-templated transcription
Cellular component (GO): nucleus
Molecular function (GO): RNA polymerase II transcription regulatory region sequence-specific DNA binding; DNA-binding transcription factor activity, RNA polymerase II-specific
Source: RefSeq, a predicted model, not a curated record
AUCCCCGUCCCGUCUCUGCCAUGACUCCUCAUCUGAUCACAGCCCAACAGCAGCGAGGCUUGAAAAGACUGCUUGGACUUUCAGUCGACUGAACGCACAAUCAAGACAGGACCAGCUCUGUUUUCGUGAAAAAAAAAGCACCGUGAAGUCAGGAAAAGAUGCAGGAGAAGCUGACCGAAACACAGACUCCCACUUCAUCGAGGGCGUCGUCGUUUUUCAUCGAGAACCUCCUGGGCAAGGAGCGGAACGGGCAGGACUCGCUGUCGGACAGCAGUAGAGGGGAGGCUGGUGUGGACACGGUGUCUUCUGGCAGAGUCGCGAACGCACAUCACUUCGACACGGUCGCCCCAACGCCCCAUGGCUCCAGCUCCACAGCUCGGUCUCCAUACAGGGACUCGCCGCUGCAGUGGUACCGCGGGGGGGCUGCCUUGAACUUCAGAGCUUUGGAAACAGCGCACACUCCAAGGGACAAUACAAACUCAGAGGAUCACUGCUGCUCCGUAACGACCAGCGACAGAGGUUCACCCGCCGUGUCCGAGCCGAUAACGGAGGGCAGCGACGAGACCGACCGGAAAACGGGGGACAGCAACCUGACGGAUGACAACGAGGACGUGCAGCACGCUUUUGACACGCGGCCGGAGCAAGACACGACAUCUGACCCGAGCUCCACCCGGAAGAAGAAGACCCGGACCGUGUUCAGCCGCAGUCAGGUGUUUCAACUGGAGUCAACUUUUGAUGUGAAGCGGUAUCUGAGCAGCUCGGAGAGAGCGGGGCUGGCAGCGUCUCUCCACCUGACAGAGACUCAGGUCAAAAUCUGGUUUCAGAACCGGAGGAACAAAUGGAAGAGGCAGCUGGCGGCGGAUCUAGAGGCUGCUCACAUCCCAAACUCGACCCAGCGGAUUGUCAGGGUCCCCAUCUUGUAUCACGAGGGACCCGCGCCCACCGCAGCGCUGGGUUUCAACCUGACAGGACAUCCAGUUUCUCCACCUGUUGCGGGCUUCUCCAGCUCCAUCAGCUACCCUCUGUCCUCGUUUGCUCACUCCAUGAGCAUGUUAAGAUCGCAGAUGACCGGCUUGGUGUAAAGACUGUUCAAGACUCAUGUAUCAAACUGUUUGUUGACUUCAGUUCACCCUGUGAGUACCGAAUCGUGCAAUAACCCACAACAUCCAAAGAGCUGCAAAGACCCUGAAUAUAACACAAAGUAAUGAAUCAUCCUGAUAUUUCUGUUCACAAGCCUCUUCAAGAGUCUCUGUCUCUUCCACUGUAUAGACUAUAAUAACAGUCAAGCGUGGGCAGGCCAGGGGCCGGGGGUGUCCAU